Messenger RNA from Cladophialophora psammophila CBS 110553, 1044 nucleotides. RefSeq lists its product as uncharacterized. The record is from RefSeq and is a predicted model, not a curated record. The coding region runs from base 1 to 1044 and encodes 347 amino acids. The transcript is spliced from 2 exons. NCBI's taxonomy places the organism in Eukaryota, Fungi, Ascomycota, Eurotiomycetes, Chaetothyriales, Herpotrichiellaceae.
AUGCUGAGAAGAUCGCCUAUUCCGUGGGUCGACUCGGACAGUAAUCUGCACUGGUACGACCCAGAGACCGGCUAUGAUAGGAGGAGCUACGAUGAUGAUCAAGGUACCAGCUACAAAAAGACUCCCAAUUCCAAAGGGCACUCGGUAAGAUUCUCAGGGUCGACGAGAGGAGGUUCUAGCGCCGGUAGUGAUCGUGGCCGCCGCCGGCGUAGGCGGAGAGGAGACCAUCCCGGAUCACGCGCCCUCUCGGCCGUCUUCUCUGGCGUCUAUCCCCGCAACCCGGGGAGUCGCUCAGGCAUCAACAUCGAAGGUCCCUUUUACGACGAAGACUACGACCGCUGGGACUACUACGACAUCGGCCCCUCCAGGGGCCCGCGGAGGCUCGAGUACUGCCGGCACGGCGAGGUGGAGGUUCUGUGUGAGUGCUGCAACGACAGCCAUGGACGUGGAGGGCGAAGGGGGCCCAGAGGACGGUCGCCGCCACGAGAGAGCCGGAGUCGGAGUCGGAGUCGGAGUCGGGAUCGCCAUCGCCACCGUGGCAGUAGCAACCGACGCCGCCACGGCCGCCACUGGGUGCCCCGCGAUGAUGGCUCCUAUGAUGAAGUAAUAGCAUGCUACGUCGGCGACUUUGACUACGACUUCUACGACGAGGGCCCGCCGCCUCGCCACGAGCACCGCCGCCGGCCCUCCUCGAGCAGACGUCGACGACGCCGCCCAGGUCCGCCUCGGGGCGAUCUGGAUCGCGACCGCGAAUGGGGCUUCGGCCACGGCGCCUGUGGCCUCGAGCCCAUGUACGACGGCUUGGUUUUUGAUGAUUCCGGGUAUCAUCCUGACUUCAUUUAUGAUUACGAUUACGACUUUGAUUAUGAUGGUGAUUUUGGCGACGACGACCCCUAUGGAGGGCACAGGAGGAGAAGAAGAAGAGGAUCAAUAAGGAAUAGGGACAGAAGAGAUAGGGAGGACGACAUCUGGCGCGAAAUGGACAGGGUGGAGAGGCGGGCUGACGAGGCUGAGCGCUGGUUGUGGAGGGAGUAUGGCGCCUGA